CCAGCCUGCAAGGGCGGUGGCGGCGGCGGCGCAGCUCCGCUACCCGCGUGUUGUCGUCCCCGCACCCACGCAGGGAGCGCAGCCUCGCCGCCCGGAUGCGGCCGCUCGCCCGCCGCCGCCGCGCGCUCCCGGCGCUGCUUUUGCUCCUCACCUGCUCGUUGGCUUUCGUGUUGGCUUCUAAGGAUAUAAAGAAAGCAGUCACACCAUCUAAGAAUUUGGAGAAAAGUGGUAUGUCAAGGAAAAAUGACAUAGAUUUAAAAGGAAUUGUGUUUGUCAUCCAGAGUCAAAGUAAUUCUUUUCAUGCAAAGAGAGCAGAAGAGUUAAGAAAAAGCAUCUUAAAGCAAGCUGCAGAUCUUAUGCAGGAACUUCCCAGAGUCCUUCUGCUUCACGAGCUGUCUGAGCAGGAAGGUGCAUGGACCAUACUCCCACUGUUACCUCACUUUUCUGUAACGUUUAGCAGAAAUUCAUCAUGGAUUUUCUUCUGUGAAGAAGAGACGAGAAUACAAGUUCCAGAACUCUUAAAAACACUCAGAAGAUAUGACCCCUUAAAGGAAUGGUUUUUAGGAAAAGCAUUACAUGAUGAAGAAUCUACAAUAAUUCACCAUUAUGCCUUUUCUGAAAAUCCUACAGUUUUUAAAUAUCCAGACUUUGCUGCUGGCUGGGCCCUUAGUAUUCCACUUGUAAACAAGCUUACCAAGAGGUUAAAGAGUGAGUCCCUGAGGUCUGACUUUACAAUAGAUUUGAAACAUGAGAUUGCGCUCUACAUCUGGGACAAAGGUGACGGGCCUCCUCUUACUCCAGUGCCUGAGUUGUGUACGGACAGCGUGGAUGCCCACUGUGCCACCACAUUCCAUUCUUUUCUGCCCCUUUGUGGGAAUCCAGUGAAGAAGGAGGAUAUUUUUGUUGCAGUAAAAACGUGCAAGAAAUUUCACAGUGAAAGAAUCCCCAUCGUGAAGCAGACAUGGGCAGGUCAGGCCAGUCUCAUUGAAUACUACAGUGACCAUGCAGAAAGCUCCAUUCCCACAGUGGAUCUGGGAAUUCCUAAUACAGACAGAGGUCAUUGUGGAAAGACAUUUGCCAUUUUGGAAAGAUUUUUGAAUCAGAGCCAUGACAGAAUAGCAUGGUUAGUCAUUGUGGAUGAUGAUACAUUAAUAAGCAUCUCCAGGCUCCAGCACUUGCUGAGCUGCUACGAGUCCGGUGAACCGGUGUUCCUGGGAGAGCGCUAUGGCUAUGGGCUGGGCACUGGCGGCUACAGCUACAUCACUGGCGGAGGAGGAAUGGUCUUCAACAGAGAAGCCAUCAGGAGACUUCUCACCAGUAAGUGUCGUUGCUACAGCAAUGAUGCUCCCGAUGACAUGGUCCUGGGCAUGUGCUUCAGCGGUCUUGGAGUCCCUGUGACACACAGCCCUCUCUUCCAUCAGGCCCGGCCUGUGGAUUAUCCUGAGGACUACCUUUCUCACCAGGUUCCCAUAUCCUUCCACAAACACUGGAACAUUGACCCAGUGAAGGUUUAUGUCACAUGGUUGGCACCCAGUGAGGAAGACAAAUCUCGGCCACAGACACAAAAAGGCUUUAAAGAAGAGUUAUAAAGCCUGGGGACCUGGGAGCACAGUCUGGGCAGGAAACAGAAGGCGAGACCAUGGCCUUGGUCCUUUGUGCUGUCAUGAUGCUACUUGCAUGAGCAAUGUGGCUUUGGAAGCUUCCUGACUUUUGGUGGAAAUCCCAUAUAUGGUAUUUUUUGAGGGGGGAGGAAAGGGAGUCAUAGGGGAAAUGUCUUUUUUCUGGGAAAAAUACUUGCUUUUGCAUUCUGCAUUAUUGUAUCACACAACAAUUUCUGUGUGUUUUUCAAGCUGUGACACAGCAGCUUUAUUCCUGUCAUGGGAAAAUAAAUGGCACCAGAAGUCUCCUUU
Messenger RNA from Phyllostomus discolor (pale spear-nosed bat), 1910 nucleotides. It is a transcript of the gene B3GLCT, whose product is annotated as beta 3-glucosyltransferase. Gene Ontology annotation, cellular component: membrane. The record is from RefSeq and is a predicted model, not a curated record. NCBI's taxonomy places the organism in Eukaryota, Metazoa, Chordata, Mammalia, Chiroptera, Phyllostomidae. The coding region runs from base 96 to 1589 and encodes 497 amino acids. The transcript has 15 exons. Gene Ontology annotation, molecular function: acetylglucosaminyltransferase activity.